Messenger RNA from Bufo gargarizans (Asiatic toad), 1672 nucleotides. Its product is annotated as zinc finger protein OZF-like. Gene Ontology annotation, molecular function: DNA-binding transcription factor activity, RNA polymerase II-specific; RNA polymerase II cis-regulatory region sequence-specific DNA binding. Bases 17 to 1342 code for a protein of 441 amino acids. Lineage: Eukaryota; Metazoa; Chordata; Amphibia; Anura; Bufonidae. Gene Ontology annotation, biological process: regulation of transcription by RNA polymerase II. The transcript is spliced from 2 exons. The record is from RefSeq and is a predicted model, not a curated record.
UCUGUACAAGGAGGCCAUGAUGGAGGAGCACCAGCCUCUUAUAUCACAAGAGAAUCCCAAUAAACAUUUUAAGGAAAACUUCAUGUUAUCACAAAACUCUAACAUAGAAGAUGAAGAUAUGCAGCUUUGUUCAGAAGAAGACUUACAUUCAGGACUUCACAGUACAAAUCUCUCAUAUGAGUCCUCUAAAUGUGCAGAACCUUUUCUUGACCAAUCACAAAUUGUUACCACAAGUACAGUUCAGAAUGUGGGUAAAACAUUUAACGGUGGAAAAAAGUUUAGAAAAAGAUCAUGUCUUCCAACACACAGAAUAAUUUACACAGGUGAGAAGCCAUAUUCAUAUUCAGAAUGUGGAAAAUGUUUUGAAAAUAAAUCAAGUCUUGAUGCACAUGUACGAAUUCACACAGGGGAGAGGCCAUAUUCCUGUUCAGAAUGUGGAAACUGUUUUACACAGAAAUCAUAUCUUGUUGCACAUGAGAUAACUCACACAGUAGAGAAGCCGUAUUCAUGUUCAGAAUAUGAGGAAAGCUUUACAAGAAAAUCAAGCCUUGUUAGACAUGAGAGAAUUCACACAAAGGAGAAGUUGUAUACAUGUUUAGAAUGUGGGAAAUGUUUUACACAGAAAUCAACACUUGUUGCACAUGAGAGAAUUCACACAGGAGAGAAACCAUAUUCAUGUUCAGAAUGUGGGAAAUGUUUUAUAAAUAAAUCACAUCUCGUUAUGCAUGAUAGAAUUCACACAGGAGAGAAGCCAUAUUCAUGUUCAGAAUGUGGCAAAUGUUUUAGACAAAAAUCCCAUCUUAAUACACAUAAGAGAAGUCACACAGGCGAGAAUCCAUAUUCAUGUUCAGAAUGUGGGAAAUGUUUUGCAAAUAAAUCAAGAGUUGUUAAACAUGAGAAAAUUCACACAGGAGAAAAACCAUAUUCAUGUUCAGAAUGUGGAAAAUGUUUUACAGAUAGAGCAAAUCUCAUUACACAUGUGAGAAUUCACACAGGAGAGAAACCAUAUUCAUGUUCAGAAUGUGGAAAAUGUUUUAAAAAAAGAUCCAUUCUUGAUAGACAUGAGAGAUGUCACAGAGAAGAGAAACCAUAUUCAUGUUCAGAAUGUGGCAAAUGUUUUAAACAAAGAUCCAUUCUUGAUAGACAUGAGAGAAGUCACACAGGAGAAAAACCAUAUUCAUGUUCAGAAUGUGGAAAGUCUUUUGCACAGAAAUCAGUACUUGUUGAACAUGGGAGAAUUCACACAGGAGAGAAACCAUAUUCAUGUUCAGAAUGUGGUAAAAGUUUUACACGUAAAUCAAAUCUUGUUCAACAUAUGAAAAUUCACACAGGAGAGGUGUAAUGUUUAGGGCUACAUGGCAAUAUAUGUCACAUGACUGGAAGCCUCAAAAUAGUUGUGCAGCUUGCAGUAGAAAAUUUAAGUCAAUAUAUUUCACCUAUAUUUAUGAAAAAAUUAAAAACUUGGCAAAAAUUUAGAAAAUUUGCAAUUUUCAACAUUUCUAUUUCUUUGUUUUCAAAACAGAUAGUGAUACCUCAUAAAAUAUUUAUUGCUUAACAUUCCUCAUAUGUCUACAUUUAUGUUGCUAUUAUUUUGAAGAUGCCAUUUUAUAUUUUAGGAUGUAAGAAAGCGUAGAAUUAUAGAAGUAAUUCUAAAAAUUUUAAAGAAAAUUUC